Cordyceps militaris CM01 is the source of this 1350-nucleotide messenger RNA. Its product is annotated as negative regulation of gluconeogenesis, putative. The coding region runs from base 1 to 1350 and encodes 449 amino acids. Gene Ontology annotation, cellular component: GID complex; cytoplasm; nucleus. Gene Ontology annotation, molecular function: ubiquitin protein ligase activity; protein binding. Gene Ontology annotation, biological process: proteasome-mediated ubiquitin-dependent protein catabolic process. The transcript has 2 exons. The record is from RefSeq and is a predicted model, not a curated record. Lineage: Eukaryota; Fungi; Ascomycota; Sordariomycetes; Hypocreales; Cordycipitaceae.
AUGGCCGAGCACGAGCAAUUCACUCUUAAGCACGGUGAACACCUCCUCCUCGUACGUUCUCGACCCUCCCCAUCUCCACGACUGCCCGACUGCCCGACUGCCCCCCUCGAGAAAGAUGCCACGUCCUUGCUAACCAAAGUUCCAACCCCUCCCCCCCCGGCGCAGGACCAGUGGUUGCUCCGACUCCCCAACGAGCUCCUCCGCAAAAACUUCCGCGCCGCCCACUUCACCAUCGAAAAGGACACGGCCGCGCUCAAGACGCUGCUCAAGGACGCCGCGACGGCCGCCGCCUCGGGCCGCGGCGCCACGCAGCAGGAUGCCCUGCGCAGCCUCGACGCCAUGCUCGGCCGCAUGCGCGGCGUCAAGCGCAAGCUGGCCGCCCACGCCGACACCGAGGAGCGCCUGCACGCCCAGUCCGCCGCCCGCAUCGUCCACCUCGACCAGCUCUACGCCGUCCGCGGCGCCGACGACGUCCGCUACGAGGCCUGGAGCCGUCGCCGCCUCGACCGCCUCUUGGCCGACUACCUCCUGCGCCACGGCUACAACGACACGGCCGAGCAGCUGGCGCGCGAGCGCGGCAUCGAGGCCCUCGUCGACAUUGACACGUUCAAGAGCAUGAGCCAUAUCCGCGAGGCCCUGCGAGGCGGUAGUAUUGCUGAGGCGCUGGCGUGGUGCACCGAGAAUAAGAAGGAGCUCCGAAAGAUGGAGAGCAAACUCGAGUUCCUCCUCCGCUUCCAGCAGUACAUUGAGCUCAUCCGCACGCAGUCCCAGCCCAAGCUCCUCGAGGCCAUUGCCCACGCCAAGAAGCACCUCAUCCCCUACUGGCACACAUACCCGACCGAGGUCAAGCAGGCCGGCGGCCUGCUCGCCGUCCCGCCCGGCGCCAGCCACCGCGCCUACGCCCACCUCUACGCCCCCGCGCGCUGGGCCCAUCUCGCCGACGUCUUCACCACGGCCCACUACAGCCUCCUCGGCCUGCCGCCGGCGCCGCUGCUGCACCUCGCGCUCUCCUCGGGCCUCUCCGCCCUCAAGACGCCCGCGUGCCACUCGUCCGCCGCCGCCGGCGGCGGCGGCGGCAAGAACAAGCACCCGCCGUCCACCAUUGGCCACGGCGUCUGCCCCAUCUGCUCCGUCGAGCUCAACGACCUCGCCCGCAACGUGCCCUAUGCCCACCACACAAAGAGCCAUGUCGAGCACGACCUCGUCCUGCUCCCCAACAAUCGCGUCUAUGGCCGCCAGCGCCUCAGCGAGCAAGCCAAAAAAGCCGGCCUGCCACAGGCCCUCGUCAAAGACAUCGUCACUGGUGAGGUCUAUCCUGGCGAAAGUCUCAGGAGGGUCUUUAUUACAUAG